AUGGCUGUAACUGAAUUGCAGCUAUUCCACUCGCCAGGCUCUUGCAGUACAGCAGCCCACAUCCUACUCAAAGAGUCCGGACUUCCCUUCUCAACAGAAAACAUCAAUGUCAUGCAAGGCUUCCCAGUGGAAUUUCUGCAUCUAAACCCAAAGGGCAGGGUACCGUUCUUGCACAUGAACGGCGAGACCAUCACCGAGAUGCCCGCCAUCAUGACGGCAAUCGCGCAACUCGUCCCCGACAAGAUAUUCCUUGGAAGCACAAACCUAGAGACUGUUCGAUGCUACGAAUGA
Messenger RNA from Alternaria atra, 291 nucleotides. RefSeq lists its product as uncharacterized. NCBI's taxonomy places the organism in Eukaryota, Fungi, Ascomycota, Dothideomycetes, Pleosporales, Pleosporaceae. Bases 1 to 291 code for a protein of 96 amino acids. The record is from RefSeq and is a predicted model, not a curated record. The transcript has a single exon.